AUGGCCGCAGCUGAGAAAGUGCUGAGGAUAAGCCAAUUAGAUGUUUCAGAACUGGACAAUGAUCUUACCAGUAUAAUGCAGGAAAAAUUUAUUAGAAUUUUUAAAGCUUUGCCCCAGGUGUCAUUUUUGGCUAGAUUAAAGCCAGAAUUGAAGGUUAUUGACAUGGGUUGUGGUGAAUGUAAGUUGCUGCGAUCGUUAAAGUUUGAGAACUACAUUGAAGAACUCAUUGGAGUAGACAUCAAUGCUACUGCUUUGCAGACACAUCGACAUUAUAACAUCAUUCAUGACUCUGUACUGGAACACGUUCCUCGUGUGAUAUUUGGAAAAUUACAGCCAACUGUUGUCAUAAUCUCUACACCUAAUGCCGACUUUAAUGUUUUAUUCCCUAAUCUAAUUUUUAGACAUUAUGAUCAUAAAUUUGAAUGGGGAAGGAGAGAAUUUCAAGAAUGGUAAGUCUUUUAAUCAAAUGUUUACAACUAUCUAGUUCAGUUUGAUGGUGUAGGUGAUCCUCCUCUUGAGAUGUCUCAUUUGGACACUGUUCCAAAUUGCUAUAUUCACAGACAAGAGUCAGAUGGUCUCUGUGCAAUUCUUUAUGAUGAGUUAGAGGAUUCAGAAACGGAAUCAGUCAUUGAAGAAGCAUCAGAAGACGAGGAAGAUAUUAUUGACAAUAUUUGUUAUGUGGAUCAACUGAA
Messenger RNA from Gigantopelta aegis, 692 nucleotides. Its product is annotated as small RNA 2'-O-methyltransferase-like. Gene Ontology annotation, molecular function: O-methyltransferase activity; RNA methyltransferase activity. The record is from RefSeq and is a predicted model, not a curated record. NCBI's taxonomy places the organism in Eukaryota, Metazoa, Mollusca, Gastropoda, Neomphalida, Peltospiridae. Gene Ontology annotation, biological process: piRNA processing; RNA methylation; siRNA processing. Gene Ontology annotation, cellular component: nucleus; cytoplasm.